This is a messenger RNA of Suncus etruscus (white-toothed pygmy shrew), 2750 nucleotides long. RefSeq names its product SNF related kinase (gene SNRK). Gene Ontology annotation, cellular component: cytoplasm. Gene Ontology annotation, biological process: intracellular signal transduction; microtubule cytoskeleton organization; protein phosphorylation. The record is from RefSeq and is a predicted model, not a curated record. The coding region runs from base 87 to 2387 and encodes 766 amino acids. Gene Ontology annotation, molecular function: tau-protein kinase activity; ATP binding; protein serine/threonine kinase activity. The transcript has 5 exons. NCBI's taxonomy places the organism in Eukaryota, Metazoa, Chordata, Mammalia, Eulipotyphla, Soricidae.
CAACAUAGAAAAUGAAUACCAGAUAUUCUUUUAUGAGAAGAUUUAUUUGAAACAAUCUAAAUAUUUUUCCAUCUGUUGGACCCAGCAUGGCAGGAUUCAAGCGAGGAUAUGAUGGAAAGAUUGCUGGCUUAUAUGAUCUGGAUAAAACAUUGGGGCGAGGUCAUUUUGCAGUGGUUAAACUUGCCAGACAUGUCUUUACAGGUGAAAAAGUGGCAGUGAAAGUUAUUGACAAGACAAAAUUGGACACUUUAGCCACUGGUCAUCUUUUCCAAGAAGUGAGAUGCAUGAAACUAGUGCAGCAUCCCAACAUUGUACGUCUUUAUGAAGUUAUUGACACCCAGACCAAACUGUAUCUUAUUCUAGAACUUGGGGAUGGAGGAGAUAUGUUUGAUUAUAUAAUGAAACAUGAAGAGGGCCUUAAUGAAGAGUUGGCCAAGAAGUACUUUGCACAGAUAGUUCAUGCUAUAUCUUAUUGCCAUAAACUGCAUGUAGUUCACAGAGAUCUAAAACCAGAGAAUGUAGUCUUCUUUGAAAAGCAAGGUCUUGUAAAGUUGACAGACUUUGGUUUCAGCAACAAAUUUCAACCAGGGAAGAAACUCACUACGAGCUGUGGGUCUCUUGCUUAUUCUGCUCCAGAAAUUCUUCUUGGUGAUGAGUAUGAUGCCCCUGCAGUCGAUAUAUGGAGCCUGGGAGUCAUACUUUUCAUGCUGGUGUGUGGGCAGCCACCCUUUCAAGAGGCUAAUGACAGUGAGACAUUGACAAUGAUCAUGGAUUGCAAAUACACAGUCCCAUCUCAUGUGUCUAAAGAGUGCAAAGAUUUGAUCACACGGAUGCUGCAGAGAGAUCCCAAGAGAAGAGCCUCUUUAGAAGAGAUCGAAAAUCAUCCUUGGCUUCAGGGCGUGGACCCUUCACCAGCCACCAAGUAUAACAUCCCACUUGUGUCCUACAAGAAUCUCUCAGAAGAGGAGCAUAACAGCAUCAUUCAGCGCAUGGUUCUCGGGGACAUAGCUGACCGCGAUGCUAUUGUAGAGGCCCUGGAGACAAACAGGUAUAACCACAUCACAGCCACUUACUUCUUGCUGGCAGAAAGGAUCCUGAGAGAAAAGCAAGAAAAAGAAAUACAAACCAGAUCCGCAAGCCCUAGCAAUAUCAAGGCCCAGUUUAGGCAGUCAUGGCCGACCAAAAUCGAUGUACCCCAGGACCUGGAGGAUGACCUCACGGCCACUCCUCUGUCCCACACGACCGUCCCUCAGUCUCCUGCUCGGGCGGCUGACAAUGUUCUCAACGGCCACAGGAGCAAAGGCCUGUGUGAGCCGGCCAAGAAGGACGAGCUCCCCGAGUUGGCCGGACCGGCACUCAGCAUGGUUCCACCUGCAAGUUUGAAGCCCACAGCCAGCGGCCACAAGUGUCUGUUCCGCGUGGAAGAAGACGAGGAGGAGGACGAGGAGGACAAGAAGCCCAUGUCCCUCUCCACUCAGGUGGUUCUGCGCCGGAAGCCCUCGGUGACCAACCGCCUCACCUCGAGGAAAAGUGCUCCCGUCCUCAACCAGAUCUUCGAGGAGGGGGAGUCGGACGACGAGUUUGACAUGGAUGAGAACCUGCCGCCCAAGCUGAGCAGGUUGAAGAUGAACAUUGCCUCGCCAGGCACUGUGCACAAACGCUACCACCGGCGGAAAAGCCAGGGCCGGGGCUCCAGCUGCAGCAGCUCUGAGACCAGCGACGAUGACUCUGAGAGCCGCCGGCGGCUCGACAAGGACAGCGGCUUCACCUACUCCUGGCACCGCCGGGAUAGCAGCGAGGGACCUCCUGGCAGCGAGGGCGAUGGCGGGGGCCAGAGCAAGCCAAGCAAUGGCAGCACCGGGGCGGACAAGACCAGCCCCAGUGAGAACAAUGCAGGAGGGGGCAGCCCCGCCAGCGGCUCAGGGGGCGGCAACCCCACCAACACGUCGGGCACCACGCGCCGCUGUGCCGGGCCUGCCAAUUCCAUGCAGCUGGCCUCACGCAGUGCCGGAGAGCUGGUGCAGAGCCUCAAAUUCAUGAGCUUGUGCCUAGGCUCCCAGCUCCACGGGGGCACCAAAUACAUCCUCGACCCCCAGAAUGGCCUGUCGUUCUCCAGCGUGAAAGUCCAGGAGAAAUCUGCCUGGAAAAUGUGCAUCAGCUCGGUGGGAGGCGCAGGGCAGGCCCCUGCAGUGGGUCCCGUCAAGUUCUUCUCUGACCAUGUGGCCCACACAGCUACUGAGUUAGAGCGGCUAAAGAGCAGGAACCUGAAAAAUAACGUGCUGCAGCUACCUCUGUGCGAAAAGACCAUCUCUGUGAACAUCCAGCGGAACCCUAAGGAGGGGCUGCUGUGUGCCUCCAGCCCAGCCAGCUGCUGCCACGUCAUCUGAUCCCGGCCCUGCCCGGCCUGGCCCCCCAGCACAUGUCCUGCUCCCAAGCCCCAGUGGCCUGGAUCACUUCACCGCUUCGUUCUGGGUUUAACCACCAUAGAGUGGGCUUUCGGAGCAAUUAUUUAUUUUGUUGUCAUUCGUUCGCUUGACGAUGUGACCAUGCAUGGUCUUUGUGCAUGCUGCUAGCACCACUUUUAAUUUGUUUUUGUUCCAGCUGAAAAGUCUGUUGUGUCAAUCUAACCUAUAUAGUUUUCAUGUGGCUGAUCAGGAUUCAAUUAAAAUAUCGAUUUGGAACCUAACAGAAAUGGAGCACUUAUAAAUUUGAUGUCCUGCACUUAACCUAGAGCAAGGAGGACUCAAAAA